GUCAGCCACCCGGAGACAACAACCUUAGCCCCUUCUCCAGCUUCCCCUUCCUCACCGGCCACGCCUCUCUCGCCACGCCUCUUCUCCGGCGACCGCCGCCGCCGCCGCCGAAGAGGAUUCGUGAAGUGGUCCAUGUCCAUGUCCACGGCCGCGUCGUCGUCGGCAUCGGCGGUCCGGCCGCCGCCGACGUGGGGGGCGCCGUCGCAGAGGCGGCUGGUGGAGCAGCACCUGGCGUCGCUGCCGCGCGGCCUCCCGCGGGCCGCCCACGUGCGGGAGCUCCACGCGCAGGUGCUCAAGCAGGGCCUCCACCUCAACCCGCGCGCCGCGGCGAGGCUGGUGUCCGCCUACGCGCUCCUCCGCCUCCUCCCGUCCUCCCGCCGCGUCUUCGACGCGAUCCGGGACCCGCACGCCGACGCCUUCCUCGCCAACACCAUGCUCCGCGCCUACGCGCUGGGGGGGCGCCCGCGCGACGCGCUCGCCGCGUUCUCCGCCAUGCCGCGCAGGGACAGCUUCACCUACUCCUUCCUCAUCAAGGCGCUCUCCGCCGCGGGCGUCGCCCCGGUCCGCGCGGUGCACUCGCACGUCGUCAAGCUCGGGUCCGUCGAGGACACCUUCGUCGGGAACGCGCUUAUCGACGCCUACUCCAAGAACGGCGGGUUCUCGGACGCCCGGAAGGUGUUCGACGAAAUGCCGGAGCGGGAUGUCGUGUCCUGGAACACGGCUAUGGCGGCGAUGGUGCGGGAGGGGGAGCUGGCUGGCGUGAGGAAGUUGUUUGACGAGAUGCCAGAGAAGGACACGGUGAGCUGGAACACGAUCCUGGAUGGCUACACAAAGGCAGGGGAGGUGGAGGCGGCUUUCGAGCUGUUUCAGCGCAUGCCGGAGAGGAAUGUCGUGUCGUGGUCGACGAUGGUUUCUGGUUACUGCAAGAAGGGUGACCUGGAGAUGGCUCGGGUGAUCUUUGACAAGAUGCCUAGCAAGAACUUGGUGACAUGGACUAUAAUGGUCUCGGCAUGUGCACAGAAAGGGCUUGUUGAUGAGGCAGGUAAGUUGUUUGCUCAGAUGAAGGAGGCUUCCGUGGAACUUGAUGUUGCCGCGGUUGUGAGUAUCCUGGCUGCGUGUGCAGAGUCAGGCUCUCUUUCACUUGGAAAGAGGAUUCACCGAUACGUGCGAAAGAGGAAUCUAGGGAGAUCAACCCAUGUGUGCAAUGCACUGAUUGACAUGUUUUGCAAAUGUGGGUGUGUGAACCGAGCGGAUUAUGUCUUUGACACUGAGACUGUUCAGAAGGAUUCGGUGUCAUGGAACAGCAUCAUUGGAGGUUUUGCAAUGCAUGGGCAUGGAGACAAGGCACUGGAGCUCUUUGCUCAAAUGAAGCAACAGGGAUUUAACCCUGAUGCUGUGACAAUGAUCAAUGUUCUUAGUGCAUGCACACACAUGGGGUUUGUGGAUGAGGGCCGCCGGCAUUUCUCCAACAUGGAGAGGGAUUAUGGCAUCAUGCCUCAGAUAGAGCAUUACGGUUGUAUGAUCGACCUUCUUGGCCGUGGAGGGCUCAUCAAGGAAGCUGUCGACCUCAUCAAAAGCAUGCCUUGGGAGCCUAAUGAGGUUAUAUGGGGAUCCCUUCUCAGUGCAUGCCGACUGCAUAAGAAUGUGGAGUAUGCAGAAAUAGCAGUGAACGAGUUGAGCAAGCUGCAGCCGUCGAAUGCAGGGAACUAUGCUGUCCUCUCGAACAUCUAUGCUGAGGCUGGGCAGUGGAGUGACAUGGCAAAGGCAAGGAUGCAGAUGAAAGGAACUGGGUCGCAGAAAACAGCAGGAUCAAGCUGGGUCGAACUCAAUGAGACGUUCCAUGAGUUCACCGUGGGGGAUAGAAAGCACCAAGAUUCAGACCAGAUAUCUGAGAUGGUUGACAGAUUGAGCUCGCAUGUUAAGCAUGUUGGCUGUGUUCCAGCAGGCCAUGAGCUGCUUGUGCAGUGAGUCGUUUAUUAGGGCAAUGCAUGCUUAUAGGCUAUUGCAAAUUUGGGAACCUCUGCCUGGUCAUUAACCUUGCAGAUCAUGUGAUCUGAAGAAAGGAAGCACCAUUCCUUGUACUGCCUGCAAUCAAGAAGGUGGUAGGACAUGGUACAGAAGCUUCUUUGAUUGAGUGAACAGCCUUGGAUGUGUUGAAAGCUUGAGGCAUUCAUCAGCUUCUGCGCAUCUGCCAUCAGGUUUGCUCUGUUAAUGACUGUUACCAUGACGACAGAUGAUGAUGGGGGUGACUGACAAAACACUGACAAUGGUCGGAUAGUUCAUGGUUAGGGCCUUCACUUCAUCUGGUUAGACAAAACCGAAACAAAGGUUUAUGGUUAGGGCCUUCUGAAAAAGCAGAAGACAGGAACUCAAGAUUCAACAGAGCAGCAUUUUUCUCUUUCCACUGCAACAGUACAAUGUUAGCGCAUAAGAAUAGUAUAUUUUGGAGGUUUUACAGUUCUUGACUUCAUAUUUUACAUGUAUCAUCCUUUUCUAAACGAACGUAUGAAUGAAGAAGUAUAUAUUGUUCUAUCAAAUUUCAAUGCAGAUAUCUUCAUGCAUUGAGAACAUAUUUGUGGUAUUUCACAUAAAUACAUGUAGACCAUCUAUUCAAAUUUUUGUAUAUUGUAAAGAAUCACAUUUUA
Molecule: messenger RNA, 2645 nt
Organism: Oryza sativa Japonica Group (Japanese rice)
Lineage: Eukaryota; Viridiplantae; Streptophyta; Magnoliopsida; Poales; Poaceae
Product: pentatricopeptide repeat-containing protein At3g29230
Biological process (GO): RNA modification
Cellular component (GO): intracellular membrane-bounded organelle
Molecular function (GO): RNA binding; protein binding
Source: RefSeq, a predicted model, not a curated record